Molecule: messenger RNA, 3407 nt
Organism: Rhodotorula graminis WP1
Lineage: Eukaryota; Fungi; Basidiomycota; Microbotryomycetes; Sporidiobolales; Sporidiobolaceae
Exons: 3
Coding region: 1-3354 (1117 amino acids)
Source: RefSeq, a predicted model, not a curated record
AUGGCCCCCGUACGGCUCGCUGUCGACGACGACCGCCUCGUCCCGCCAUCGGCGUCGGCCUCCAGCACGGGCGCGCACCGACGGGCUGCCAGUCCAGCACUGUCGAGCGGCUCGCAGACCUCGCUCGCCAGGCCGCCGCGAUCGCCCAACCGGCCGCAGGGCAGCCCGCUUCUCUCGUCACCGACCACCUCGCCCACCCUCUCCGCCCCUUCCGCACUCGCCCCUCCACCCUCGACGGCCGUCGCGUGUGCGCCGACACGCAACGCCCCUCCGCGCAAGCCGGCCAACCCCACGGCUAGACCGCUCGCUGUCGAGCAAGCCGCCCCCGUCCGCGUCCUCCCCACCCACCCGGCCGCCCUCCCCUACAUGUGGGACUCGACCGCGUCCACGACCGACGACGCCGACACCGAGCUCGACUCGACCUUUGACGGCGACGCGGGUCCGGGCGCAGCCCUCCUCGCCGAGCGCAGGCGGCGCGAGGAGGCCAAGGUCGCGCGGCGGCGGGCCAAGCACGACGCGCCGAGCGGGAGGAGCAGGGCAGCGGCACCUGCAUCGGAACACGUUCCGGGCAGGGCGUCGCUCGACACGGCGGCGGCCGUCACGCACGCGUUGCAGCUGUCGGGGCAGAUGCCGCUCGUCGAGGGUCGGCGGGGACUCGGCUUUGCGUUCUCGGACAAGGACGGCCUCCACGAGCACUCCUCGAACCACCCGCGUCGGUCCUCCCGCUCUGCGCCCGACGCUCCCGCCACCCGCCGCCCGCCAACGCGCUUCGCCACCACCGAGGACGCCGCUGUCGCCCUCGAGACCGACUCGACGACCAGCACGACCCGCCGAGUGCGCUUCGAGCAGCCGUAUCGUCCUCCCGGUCGCGAGCGCUCGAGCAGCGGCGGCACAAUCGCUUUGCAGCCCGAGCACAUCGUCUUCCCGGACGCCCUGCCGGCGCCACCAACGCCGACCUUGUCGGUGACGACGCCGAGGUCGGGCGGCUCGCGACGGUCGUCGGCCGCGUCGUCGAGCCUGUUCAGCCCCGUGUCGAGCGGCCUCUCGAGCCCGCCGACGUCGCUCGCGCCGUCGCCCGCCUCGCCCCGCCCGAGAAGCCCGCGACGAGCGUCAGGCCCAGUCGUCCUCCCGACCGAGCUGCAGGCGCCUCGCUCGGCGGCCAGGCUCUACUUCCCGUCGGGGCCGGCCAGGCCGGCGUCGAUCCGGUCGUACGGCAUGCCGUCGCCCGUCCUGUCGCAGGCGUCAUUCUCGGGCCACAUCUUUCCUUCCCGCACUCGCGACAAGGCGUCGUCGGCCGUCGCCGUGUCGCCAGUUCCGCCGUCGACCCACCACUACUUUCCCUCGCCAGCACCUUCUUCGGCUCGACAGCCCAUCUUUCCGUCGUCGCAGUCACCUCGCGCUCAGUUCGAGACGGCGGCACCCUUCCCUGUCCGACAGCCGCCGUCGACGGCGGCGACGUCGCCCCGACCCGACUCGACCUUUCCCUCGCCCUCAACCUCGCGCUCGCCCUUUCCUCCUCCGCCUCAGCACUCGCCGCAAGCUCGCUACCUUGCGAGUCAUAUCGGCGCGCCUGUCGCUGCCGCCACGCCGUCGCCCCCGAGCGCAGAGCGCUCGAGCGCGAGCACGCACCCCGACUCGGCGCGACGGCGCUCCCAGAGCGCGCCCUGGGAGGCGCCGGCGAUGCCCUCGUACCUGCUGGAUGCAGGCGGCGCGGGCGAUGAGCUCGACCGCAUGAUGCGGGCGCAGCGGCGGGCCGACCUCGACGAGCGCGCGACCUCGAGGGCGCGCGACGAGCGGCGGCGCAACAUCCAGGCCGAGCUCCUCCGCUAUGUCGUCCCGGCCGGCGUCAAGGGCGAGCAAGACUCGCUCAGCGUGCUCGUGUCCAAGGAGCCGCUGUCGCCGCAGGACCUCGCGUUCGACCGCGCGCUGCUCGAGGCCGAGCCCAAGCGCAAGUCGCUCGGCGUCUCGCUCCUGUCGGACGAGGACGACACGCGCCGGUGGUCGACGACGCCGACCAUCACGCCCGAGACGGCGCACCUGUCGGCGCACUCGAGCAACCCGUCGUCGGUCGUCCUGCGUCGAAUCGGCAGCGAGGGCGUCGAAUCGGACGGCGGCAAUUUGACGGCCACGGCGCCGCUCGACAACGGCCUCAACACGUCCAUCUCGUCGACGUCGAGCGACAUCUCGAGCCUGCCGUCGUUCCCGGACGUGCCCCAUCACUACCUCGCGCCGCCCGUUCCCGCGUUUCCAGCGCAGCACGAGCACUUCCCGAGCGUCGUCGGCAAACCUGUCGCCGCCGCCGCUGCCCCUAUCGCGACCGACGGUGCUCGGUCGGCACCCGCAACCGCCUCGAGCGCCAACCGCCUCAGCCUCGCGUCCGAGACGGGCGUGUCGGUCUACGAGGACGUGCCUUCUUCGCCUCCUGCGGCGCCGGCCGUCGCCGCGAGCGAGGAGGACGCGCAGCAGCACACGCGAGAGUGGGUCGAGGGCCUGUCGGGCGGCUCGGCAACAAGGAGGAGCUUGGGCGACAUCGGCGAGGAGCCAGAGCUCGACGACGAGACGCCCCUGAGCUCGCCACCCCUCGCCAACGUUACCCCUCCUCGCCCGGCCGAUCUCGCCUUUCCCUCUCCCGCCAGGAGCGCAACGAGUACUCGUCCCCUCGAGCGCACCCUCCUCCCCUCUUCCUCGUCCCACGCCUCACUCGCCCUCGACCUCCACCGCACCCAGUCGCCUGCCGCGUCGCUCCGCUCAGCGGCCGGCUCGUCGAGCGCCGUCUCGUACGUCGCCACAUCAUCGGGCUCGCCUCGAGCGGCGCAGCCGGCCUACUUCAAGCCCAAGCUGUCGCUCGGCAAGAAGCUCGGCGCCUUGUUCGGCUCGGGCACCUCGAGCGGCGGCGGCUCGGGCGGCGGCGUCGGCGGACUCGGUCGUUCGGCCGGCAUCGGCUCGCAGGACGUGCUCCCUCUCGGCGGCGCGUCGGGCGACCUCGAGCCUCCUUCGCCGCGAGCAGGGCUCGGCGCAGGCUGGGCACCGCAUGGGCGCGCGCGCAGCGCCGCCUCGGCGUCGACGGCGUCGUUGGCGACCGUGCCGCCGUCGCCCACCGUGAGCAGCGGUCCGAGCGCGCGGGCGCCGUCUUCUUUCGCCGGGUCGGCGAGCGGCGAACGAGCGCCUCCUUCGACCGCCUCGCACGGCAGCGUCGCAGCGUCGUCGGCGCCGGCGCCGGCCUCGGCUGGGCCCCUCGACGCGCUCCUCGCGCGGUUCGAGCAGGAGGACAAGGAGCGGUUCAGGGGCAUCGCGGCGGCGAGGGCGCAGGGUGCCGUGCUCCGACGAGGGAGCGAGGGCCUCGUCGCUGCGUAGCUCGCCUCUCGUGCGCCCUCGUCGAGCUGUCGAACGUGAUUUAUCUCUAUCUC